Ylistrum balloti is the source of this 1161-nucleotide messenger RNA. RefSeq lists its product as uncharacterized. The transcript is spliced from 9 exons. The record is from RefSeq and is a predicted model, not a curated record. Gene Ontology annotation, molecular function: S-adenosylmethionine-dependent methyltransferase activity. Gene Ontology annotation, biological process: methylation. Bases 1 to 1161 code for a protein of 386 amino acids. NCBI's taxonomy places the organism in Eukaryota, Metazoa, Mollusca, Bivalvia, Pectinida, Pectinidae.
AUGGCAAGGAGAAAUAUUUUUCUUUUUAGGUAUUUUCCCACUAUGAAGAUAGACACCAAACUGAACGGAGAUGUGGACGAUAUGUAUUGUGUCCACGGGCAUGCUCUUAAUCUCUGUAGAACACCAAUUAUAGAAUGUCUGAGAAAGAUACUGCCUUCACAAUCAACGCACAAGACCGAUCAACCAGUGCAGAUAGCAGAUUUCGGGACAGCUGAUGGCCGAGCUUCUCUGUCUCUCAUCAAUGAAAUGAUCGAUAUCAUACAGACAGAUCUUGGAAAGGAUCAGGCCAUUGCUAUAUACUACAAUGAUCAACCUAGAAAUGACUUCAAUCUUCUGAGUAGUGUUGUCGAAGGUGAGGAAAAGAGUUCCGGACUAACAAUAUCCGAGAAUGUCUUUCCGCUGUUUAUACCUCGAACCAUGUAUGUACAGUGUCUUCCAAAUGAAUCUCUGGACCUAUCGAUUUCCGGAGUAGCCUCACAUUAUCUAUCCGUAAAUGUUUGCCAAAUAAAGAACGGUGUAUUCAUGGGUGAGGGAGAUGACAAUGAAAAGCGUUUGAUGAAAGAAAAAGGCAAAGCCGAUUGGAGGAGUUUUGUCAUUUCAAGAGGACGUGAACUUAAACCAGGUGGUUUUCUGAUAACUUUGAACGCAUCAUCAGAUGAAGAGGAUGACGUUACGUCACAGAUAGAUAAGGGGAUGCAUUACUUGGGAAGCUUCAUCACUGACAUGGCAAGAGAGGGGAUUAUCACACAGGAAGAAUAUCUUGCAAUCAACUUCAAUGGUCACUACCUGAGGAAGGCGGAGGAUUUUAAAGAACCGUUCAGCAGCGCAUUACCAGAAGUACAAGGUCUUGGAUUGGAAUUGAUAUCGAUGAAAUCGAUGAAACAUCAUUUGGAUCACACAUCAUUUGGUAUUGUUGACAAAGAUGAGACAGAAAAAUUGGAGUAUUCCCGCCGAAUUGUCGCGUCUGUCAGGUCAUGGAUGGCCCACGUGAUACUUGGCGGAUUGUCCACUUCCCGAACGGAGGAAGAAAAAAUGGUCAUCCUUGAUGGAUACUUCGACAGAGUAAAGUCAUAUGCAUACGAUCAUUCUCAUCACAGACCUUACAUAAUAGUGACAGAGGUUGUCAUUCAGAAAAAGAAUGUCGCACACGGGGAAAUUUAA